Messenger RNA from Emericellopsis cladophorae, 1437 nucleotides. RefSeq lists its product as uncharacterized. The transcript is spliced from 3 exons. The record is from RefSeq and is a predicted model, not a curated record. NCBI's taxonomy places the organism in Eukaryota, Fungi, Ascomycota, Sordariomycetes, Hypocreales, Bionectriaceae. Bases 1 to 1437 code for a protein of 478 amino acids.
AUGCUCCCCAGCAGCAUUACUAUCAGCCGCCGCCAGGUCAAUACCCUGGCUUGCCGGCUGCUGCACCUCCUCCAGCUCCGCCACAGUAUCCCCCGGUGUCGCAGUAUCCUGCGGCACCGCCUCAGCACUAUCCGCAAUACCAUCCGGCGCCAGUACAUUACCCGCCGAGGCAGCAUCCUCCACCCUCGCAUCUCCCUCACCAAGGCACUACAGGAUCGCAACGAAAUUCCAAGGGACCAUAAUCUAACCAGGAGAUGGGACGAGCCCGUCAGAGCCAGCCAAGGCAUUCAGGAGCAACGGCACAAUGAACAGGCCAGUUCGAAAUCGCAAAAGAAGAAGAAGAGUAAUCGCAACAAGAAUCGUAGGAAGAGCAAGCAUCAGACUGCGCAAGCAGGCAAAGCCACGGCACCACCCAAGGACGAUGGCCAAGUGGGAGGCGAGCACGAUGUUGAAGAUGACAAAUCUGAGCACUCUGAGCAGGACUCUGAGGCACCCGAAGAUACCAAUGAUACAGCUGUCCCAGCCAAAGACGAGGAUGUGGUUGAAGCUCCAGCUGAAGCCCCUCGGGGAACUGAGCUAGUGGAGCCGGUCAACGAGGAAAACGUCAAGGAGGUGAAGACCGCGUCGGAAGACCAAGAAAAGGCGGAACGCUCCCUGACACCAGAAGAGGAAAUGAGUGAUUGGGCAUGGGAGGAGAAGAUGGUUUUCACCGAGUCGCAAAUCGUUCACGAGUCUGACCCUGUCGGGAAGCCAUUACCGGUGGAAUAUACCGAAGAUGUCCUCUUGCCCCCGAAAUGGGAUGCGAAAUGUCUCGUUUCCGAUUUCUUUACCCAUGAUAACAUUGAGGACUUCUCACGGCCAGUCCACGAGACGAAACAUUGGGUUCUUCUUCAGUUUGACCCGGCCUUUGCAUGGGAUGGCAGACUGCCAAGUGGCGAUGCGUUCCCUCGACCGCCUCUUCCCGGCGCGAUAAGCUCUGACGGGGCGCAUGAGGCCCUUGACGUGCCACUGGCCACUGUGGAAGAAGACGAGCCACUCGGUGGCAUUUCACCGAAGCGAAAGCGCUCCGAAGAACCACCUCAGUAUACCAAACGCCGUGACAGCCGCACCGAGGCGAGCAGAGAGCGUCCAUCCUUGCCGAGGCAACGAGACUCUUAUCGUCCUGAUCCAGGUCGAAGAGUGUCUGGUUCCCAGAGACGAGACCCAAGCCCCGGUCGCCAGAGGUCGGACAUGGGCCGCCGCUCCCCAACGCCGCGAAGAUCACCAUCUGUCGCGUCGACGAGGUCCUCGAGGCUCAACUCGUUGGAACGCGAACUGCUGGGCAUCGACGGUGACGACAAGGAGCCAAGUGACGAUGAGAAGGAGCCUGAAAGGGCUCGGCAGAACAAACGUCGACGUGUUCAAAGACUGGACGCUGCGUAUAGUCGACGCUGGUAA